Ostertagia ostertagi is the source of this 1521-nucleotide messenger RNA. The record is from the annotation of a GenBank genome assembly. Lineage: Eukaryota; Metazoa; Nematoda; Chromadorea; Rhabditida; Trichostrongylidae.
AUGCGCUUCUACUUCCAGGAUGGUGGUGAAAGAGUACUGACGAAGUGUGUCCGUGUGUCUAGUACUGCGACAACACGUGCCGUUGUGGAAGCGUUGACUGACAAAUUCUUGCCGGACCUGAAAAUGCUUUCUGAUGACACUUAUAGUCUCUGGGAGGAUCUUGAAAUCGAGGGCGUCAUGCGCUUCUACUUCCAGGAUGGUGGUGAAAGAGUACUGACGAAGUGUGUCCGUGUGUCUAGUACUGCGACAACACGUGCCGUUGUGGAAGCGUUGACUGACAAAUUCUUGCCGGACCUGAAAAUGCUUUCUGAUGACACUUAUAGUCUCUGGGAGGUUCACGAAAGUGGUGGAGAGCGGAAACUAGAUGACGAAGAAAAACCCUUACUGGUGCAGCUUACCUGGCAUCGCGACGAUCGCGAGGGACGGUUUUUGUUGCGGAAAAAUCGUCAAGGAUUAGCUCCACUAGCUACAAUACAGCUGCCAGAAGAAGAGAACAUGAAACGUGGUACAAAACGGUUUUCGAAACGUGAAAAGAAAGAAAUGAAGAAAAGACAUCAGAAAGAUAUAAUUACUGUGAACACUGGCCGCGAGGAGGCGUUAGCGCCGGUUACUGAUCUCUAUUGUCAGGUUCCACCUAAUUCAUUUACUCGAACGAUAUCGAAUCCUGAAGUUGUGAUGAAGAAGAGGAGGGAAAGGAAGCUGGAAACGAGGUUGAAGGAGAUGGGUCAUGGUGGAAGUUUGAAGAUUUACGGUGGUGAGUUAGUGCCAUCACGACCAUAUGUGACGAUAUUGGUCUCGAUGUACGAUCGUGCUGAUAAAAUUCUCGCUGAAGCAUUGGAAAAGUACGGUAUCGACCCGAGUAAUGCAAUCGACUAUGUGCUAGUUGAGGUGCCGGUCUCGGAACAAACCAGUCAUAGUUUCAAUGAUCUUCGCAAUCUUCCUUCCGAUGGCAGAGUAAUCGACGCAGAUGAAGCUCCACUGAUGCAGAUGGCUGCAAAGGGUAACGGGUAUCCAGACACGUAUCUUGCGCUAAGGAGAAAGCAGAAUCGCGGUUCUCGAGUCGUUGUUCAAGAUCGUGCUAACAAUGUGUCAGAACAAGCGAACAUGAUGCCCUCAGCAGGAAAAGAACCAACGUUGCACUUUCUCGCACCCGAUGGCUCUCCGAUGAACCCACCGCGUGCUCUUAAUCUGAGUGGAGGAGUCACCGAAGUAGGAAGCGACCGAGCACUGGCCCAAUUUUCGGCUCAGAAUAUUUGCCUCGAUGGUGCAGAAAUGCGUGGGCGGCAUUGUGUUAUUACAUACAUGGACGGAAUUGUUACAAUCACUCCGAGUGCUGCGGAUGCGAUAAUUGAGGUGAAUAAUCGUCGUAUUGGACAGACAGAAAUUCUACGUGAUGGCGACCUUCUUCGAAUGGGGCAAAACAACUUAUUCCGAUUUGUGAGCAGUCUCAAGCCUCGAGAUAUGAUGAGCUUCGUCAUUCCGACUAUAGCACGCUGUCGCACGCGAUUGAACGCGGCCCAG